AUGCCUCCUCAAAAAAAAUUAAGAAAACAUUUGAAAAAGAUAUCAUCAAUAGGUGUUGCAAGUUGCAGAUUAAAAAAAAAAUAUAAUAAAGAUUUGCCUAAAUCUCAAGUUAUUGAAAUUUUGAAGUCUAUGAGCUCCAACGAACUCCAUGAAAUCAUCCAUGAAAUUAGCUCUAAUGAAUUUCAAGAAAUUUUCCAUUCAAAUGGAUCCCAAGAAAUUAUUUGUGAAAUGAAUUCUGAUGAACUACAGGAAACAAUCCAUGAAAUUAAUUUUGAUGAACCUCAAGAAACCAUCCAUAAAAUUAAUACUCUUAUUCCACAAAAUAAAAUAGAAAAAAGGAGGAAUGAGCUUAUUGAGCAUGUAAAAAACUUGCCUGAGAGCCAGAUAAUCAAUGCUUAUACUCUGUUUUCCACAAUGACAUAUGAUAAAGGGAACCAUCGUGGAGAAAUAUAUUCAUCUUAUAUUCAAAAAAAGGCAAAAGAAUUUGUAAAUAGCAGCAUUUAUAAACAAUCUUCAUCAAUGUCAUCAAUACAAGAAAAAAUUAGUGAGAUGGAAACUAAAAUACAUAAAAUAGAAAAAGAAAAAGAAAAUACUGAUCUUCAAUUAAGAUCCCUUAAAAUGAAAGAGGUGAAAGCUAAAGAAACAAAAAAGAAUCAUGUCUCUAAAUUACCACAACUUAAUAAUGAUGAAUUUGGACUUCUUUUAAGUCCUCCUUGUAAACUUGAUUUACCAAUCGAAGAGUUGAUUUCACCUGGAAACAACAAAGAAAACCUCCCAACCAAGUCUCAGAACGCUUUUAUAUUGUAUCGAAAAAAUAAUAGAAAAUCUCCUGCUAUAGCUAAAGUUGCUUGGGAUGAAGAAUCGGACAAA
This is a messenger RNA of Entrophospora sp. SA101, 870 nucleotides long. NCBI's taxonomy places the organism in Eukaryota, Fungi, Glomeromycota, Glomeromycetes, Entrophosporales, Entrophosporaceae. The record is from the annotation of a GenBank genome assembly.